Messenger RNA from Alligator mississippiensis (American alligator), 934 nucleotides. RefSeq names its product membrane-spanning 4-domains subfamily A member 4A. NCBI's taxonomy places the organism in Eukaryota, Metazoa, Chordata, Crocodylia, Alligatoridae. Gene Ontology annotation, cellular component: membrane. The record is from RefSeq and is a predicted model, not a curated record. The transcript is spliced from 7 exons. The coding region runs from base 149 to 790 and encodes 213 amino acids.
CCCACUUCCCCUCUGGGCCCCGCUCUUCCUUCCUCUCCAGGCAGAGGGGCCAGGCUUCAACGUCACCCACUGCAGAGGCAGAGCUGAGUUUGCUGCUAGAAGUGGCAGCAGCUCCCACGAGCUGAGCAGGAGCCAGGCCAGCUGAACCAUGGAGCAAGGGGCCCCUGGCACUGUCCUGCUGACGCAGAUCGUGCCCCCCGCCCAGGUCCCCGGGACCAGGCCAAAGCCCCUGGAGAAGUUCCAGCAGGGGGAGCCGCUGGCCCUGGGGAUCACACAGAUCCUCGUGGGCAUUCAGCAGACCGCGUUUGGGAUCAUCAUGAUCGCACUGGUCGAUUAUCACUACCCUGCUCUUCAAGUGGGAACAACCAUCUGGACCAGCGUUCUGUGUGUGAUCUCAGGCUCCCUCUCGGUGGCGGCCUCCAGGAAACCCAAGAUCCCACUGGUGAAGGCGGUGCUGGCCUUGAACUCCGUGAGUGCCGUACUAUUGGGCGUGGGCCUUGUGGUGUUCUUCUUAAGCUUCACCUUCCUCCAUGGUGUCCACCACUGCACCUGGGACCCAGAGCAGAUGGAAUGUGUGCCAGCCCCCCUUGAAGUCCAGGGUAUCCUGGAGGGCGUCAUCAUACUCCUCUUUAUACUGACACUGCUGCAGUUCUGCCUGGCCCUGACCGGCGCGGCCUUCGGGUGCAAAGCCAUCUGCCGGGACAGCUACGUCGACAUGGCCGUGGUGAUUUACCAGCACACAGAGCCAUCUACUAACCCCACCAGUGCCCAAACCCCGGGAACAGUGUGAGCCACUUGCCACAGCUGCUGGAGCUAUUCACAUCAGCAGCAUGAGCCUGCAGUGUGGGAGAAGGCCCACCCCUGAAAGCAGCAUCGGCCUCCUACCUCCCCCGGCCCACAGCACUGCCUGCCCCAAUAAACAUGGUCAGAUCAG